AUGUUCGUGUUUAGUGAUUUGCCCAAACUCAUGCGUUUCAUUUCUUCCUCACAUUCCAUAGACGUUAAAUAUAUAAAUAGAUAUAUAAUAUACAGCGUCAAUUCUCCUUGCGCGUAUGUUGAAUCAGUGGCUGUUUUGACUCUAUGCUACUCUUGGAUUGAUAUCGAACACCCCCCAACGAGUGUGGUCUCAGCUAUUCGAUUUUACCUUAACAUGAUUGCCACAGCUCUCUAGAUCGACGUUGGUUAUCCACACAAGAUAGCUCUGUUUGGCAUCAACAAAAUACUGGGAGACGCAAAAGAAGCGACCAAAAAAAUUUCGAAACAGGGAAGAGAAAACUCCAGAAAUCGGAUUAUCCUCAAAUUCUAGGAUAACAAAGCAGUAGCCUGCAACUAGGGUGUGUAGUCAAGAUUAGAGAAAACGAUCUAGGCAACGUUUUUGAGUGCGAUAUCAGCUUGUAGGAAAAAAUAAAAGUGGGCUUUGCAUGGAGUUUCGAAUUCCAGCAUAACGUAGGGGAGUGAUCUGUUUGAGCGUAACACCACUAUAGAACAUCCUGGUCUUUAGAGAAAAUUUAACACCAUAUGUUGAAUCAGCUGACCCUUUGAAUCUUUCAUCAUGCCAUCUCCUGAGAUAAAUUCAUCUAGAUCUCAACCUAACAAAAGUCACACAUUAUUUAUCUUGCUUCUAUGAGCUGAUGCUCGAUGGAAAGGCGCAAUAUGUUCCAUUAUCAUGAAAAACUAAUCUGCGCUUAAGUAUUUAUUUUUUUAAGGAAAUUUCGAUGAUCCUAUGAAAUUAAAUUAUUUGCCAUUUCAUACAUAUCAGCUCGAGCUAAAAAA
This is a messenger RNA of Phytomonas sp. EM1, 836 nucleotides long. NCBI's taxonomy places the organism in Eukaryota, Euglenozoa, Kinetoplastea, Trypanosomatida, Trypanosomatidae. The record is from the annotation of a GenBank genome assembly.